AUGGCGGUCCAUCCGACUCUCAAUGCCAGCCCAGCAGCUGGAUCAGCGGCAGCAGCGUCGAACGCUCUCACGCCGCAACAGGUCUACGCAAUCUCAAGUUGGUCGGAGCAAGCGAUCGAGAGCCUCACCCUUGAGUCUUCGCCGAUUCCCUAUCGCAAUUCCGCACCCUUGACCAUCCCGCUGGAUGACGAUGUGCAGCAGCCGGCCUCGCCUACUCCUGCACGGCUGAGACGCAGCGUCCGCGUUGCUGAGGGUGCCACGGCCACGGGCACUGCCGCUACCACUGCUACUGCUGGGCCAUCGACGUACAGGCGCAGAGAGCCAUUGCGCCGUGACAGUCUGAAGCGUCGUGAGUCGUUGCUCAAGGGCAAGGAAGGGAGUCGACGACGACAGCGCUGGGAGAACGAUCGUCUACUGAGCAAUCCGUGGGCUCAGCCUCCAUCCGCAAACGACUGGGAAAUUCAGCCAACGUAUCCUCGUCAUAACCCGGUGCCAUACUAUCUCGCCUCCCUCUGGGACUCCCAUCAAGCCGCAAAGGAACAAGCCCGUCGCAGGUCGAAGAGAGAGCAAAGCACAUCCGAGAAGAGGACAAAGAAGAAACAGAAAGACGGAAGUGCUAAGGCUGCUCACGCCAACGCAGAGCUCGAUAAGAUAUCCAAGGAGCUGCGGGCUAAGCUGAAGCAUGCUCGUGCUGCCCGAGGACUAGUCCAGGAGCUAGAAGAGGAAAUCCGGCUGUUUAUGCAGGAAUGGAUUGAGACGCAGACGUGGCGUCAGGCAAGAGAGCCUGAGAGUGAAUGCUGUAGCGAUGACAGCUCGGGUGAAGAGGAUGAGGUCGUUUUCGUCGGCCGCAAGAUGAAUCCGUCCAAUAGCAAACAGCGACGGCCGUCUCGAGCGCUGUCUGGCGAGAAGAUGGUCUUUGAAAGUCCUGUCGAAGAUCGAGCUGCUGGUUUCGGGCGAUGGCUUGUUCACUCUUUGGCAUCAUACUACGGCCUUCGAACCUGGUCUGUCACCGUCGGCAACCCUCCUCGUCGUGAAGCGUAUGUGGGAAUCGACGAGCUUUCAGAGGAACUUCUGGCUGCUGCUUGCCGGGGACUCCCAGACAGCAAACCUGAUGGAAUUCUUCCCCGGCCUCUCUGGGUAUCGAUGUAG
Messenger RNA from Nannizzia gypsea CBS 118893, 1149 nucleotides. RefSeq lists its product as hypothetical. NCBI's taxonomy places the organism in Eukaryota, Fungi, Ascomycota, Eurotiomycetes, Onygenales, Arthrodermataceae. Bases 1 to 1149 code for a protein of 382 amino acids. The record is from RefSeq and is a predicted model, not a curated record. The transcript has 3 exons. Gene Ontology annotation, molecular function: nucleic acid binding.